CUAAAAAGCUGCUUUUUGUGCUGGGAACAGAAGUUGUGAAUUCUCCAAGGCCGGUGACGUAAUUUCCACGGUAGGAGGAAACAACAGGUCUUGCGGUUCGCAUCCUCUUACUUUAUAUAUAGUUUAGUGCUCAAUUAGUGUGGAAGAGAGCCGGACAUGCUUUUCGCCGCUGUGCUCGUCGCCUUCGCCGCGCAAACCUCGGCCCAGCUCUUCAAUGGAGACGCUUGUUCGACCUACUUUGGAGUGCCGGGCACGUGCUCGCCUUUGCAGAACUGCCCUUCUGCUCUGCAGGACCUGCGUGCGGGUCGUCGCCCUCGAAUCUGCAGUUUCCAGUUGAAUCAGCCUGUCAUCUGCUGUCCUGGACAGAGGGGACAACCGCAGAAUAAGCCAGGAGCCCAGCGGCCGACGCGGCCUCCAGUGACCACCACGGCCAAGCCAUUUAAUUUGCCACCUUCAGCGCUGAGUACCAAGAGCGAAACAAAGUGCCGUGAGUAUGCAAAAAGCGUGUACAUGCUGCAAGCACCUCCAACGCUCGCAGUUGAUGACGACAUUCAGUACAUCAACAUAUCAACGUGCGCGGUCAUCGCCACACCACUCGUGGUUGGCGGAGAGCCCGCCGCCCUCAAGGAGUUUCCGCAUAUGGCCCUUCUCGGCUACGGCUCUGACACCGAUCCUGCGUGGUACUGUGGCGGCUCCUUGAUCAGCGAGCGGUUUGUCCUGACUGCAGCGCAUUGCGUCUCCAGUCGAGACGAAGGACCCGUGCGGGUCGUCCGACUCGGCGAUUUGGAGAUUUCCAAUGACCAGGACGGCGCGAGGCCGCAGAUGAUUCCGGUGGCCGAGCGCAUUCAACACCCCGAGUACAAACUACCUGGAAGGUACAACGACAUCGCCCUGCUGCGCCUGGCCAGGGACGCCACGUUUGAUGCCUUCGUGCGGCCAGCCUGUCUUCACAGGGUAAAACAGUUGCCUGGACCGGGCGAACAGAUCAAGUUCAUCGCCACUGGCUGGGGCAGAGUUGGAUACUCGGAGGAUACGAGUGACAGACUGCUGAAGGUCUCCCUGAGUCCGAUCGAACACCCAGUCUGCAACCAGACGUACAAGACUGAAGCCACCACUAGCAAACUGAGACGCGGCAUUGACGACGAUUCAAUGGUGUGCGCUGGCGAGUUGCAAGGAGGCAAAGACACUUGCCAGGGCGACUCUGGCGGGCCUCUGCAGUUUGUGAGGAAAGAUCCUUACUGCAUGUACAGUGUGGUUGGUGUGACGUCUUUUGGCAAGUUCUGCGGAUACAGUAACAGCCCAGCCGUGUACACAAGAGUGUCCAAUUAUAUUAGCUGGAUUGAAAGAAUUGUUUGGCCAAACUGACGAAUUAUAAUUUAGUGCAUGUGACCACAGAAUCGCGCAAAAACUGACAGGGCGUGCAGAAAACUAUUGCUAUAAUUAAAUUGAAGCAAGAGAGACCCUUCUUUUUAAGUUAUUCACCCAGGGAAAUAUGGUAAAAAAUCCAGGAAAAUUUAAUUUUAAAUUACAGUAAACCCCAAAAUACGGUUGAAUAUUGGUCUACUUGCUUUAGGUUUUCCCUGCUGAGCGAGCUCUGGAUGAGCCUUUGCAAUCUCAAGAGGCAAAAUUUAUCAAACUUAUUAAUGCAUUUAUAAUAAUUUUUUAAUAACAGUACAUUCUGCAUGCUUGACUUCGCGUUUCUUGCCAUUCAAUAAUAAAAUUGUGGAUGUUUGUAGCAAGUUAGCUAUUUGAACAUGUAAUUAGGGAUUUAACGAAACCUUAAUUCCUGAGAGGAAAAAUCCCUUUAUUAGAAGUUAGAUAAUUAGAGAUGACGGAAUAAUAGUAAAAUAAAAUAAAAUAAUAGUAAAAAUAAGGUCUGAAUAAAAUUCAUUGUUUCAUGA
This is a messenger RNA of Cloeon dipterum, 1901 nucleotides long. Its product is annotated as venom protease-like. The transcript has 7 exons. The record is from RefSeq and is a predicted model, not a curated record. Gene Ontology annotation, molecular function: serine-type endopeptidase activity. Bases 157 to 1365 code for a protein of 402 amino acids. Gene Ontology annotation, biological process: proteolysis. NCBI's taxonomy places the organism in Eukaryota, Metazoa, Arthropoda, Insecta, Ephemeroptera, Baetidae.